Messenger RNA from Etheostoma spectabile (orangethroat darter), 2696 nucleotides. It is a transcript of the gene myoc, whose product is annotated as myocilin. The record is from RefSeq and is a predicted model, not a curated record. The coding region runs from base 255 to 1700 and encodes 481 amino acids. The transcript has 5 exons. Lineage: Eukaryota; Metazoa; Chordata; Actinopteri; Perciformes; Percidae. Gene Ontology annotation, cellular component: Golgi apparatus. Gene Ontology annotation, biological process: signal transduction; osteoblast differentiation.
GAGAGCUCAGUGUUACCGACCUGUCCACUGAGGACAGACAGAGAAUAAGAAGAAGAACUACCUGAGAAAAGAGGGAGACAAAAUAAGUAAGGACUUCAUCACCAGGAAUUUGGGAAUGAGUAAAUGAUUAAAGGAGGAAUCCAGUUGAGAGCUGCCUAAUAAAAGACGACUGGACAGAAAGAAGAAAGCGAUUCUUCAGAGAGAGAAUUUAAAGUAACCUUCUGAUCUGUCUGUGUGUAAGGACCGGCUGCAGUAUGUUCCUCCUACUCUCCUUGUGUGUGUGGGGUCUUCUGCUGCGGGGGGACGCACAGGACGGAGCUGCUCUGUGGAGGGGGAACGACCGGAGUGGACGAUGCCAGUACACCUUCAGUGUACCCAGCCCUGUCGAGGCUAGCUGCCCGCAGAUGGGAGGCCCCGAGGUGGAGAACCUAAAGGCUAGACUCAGCCUCCUGGAGGUGCUGGUGGCCCGGCUCACUGGAGGGGACACUGGGGGUCCCCAAGGGGCCGGGACCACAGCCAGAGCUCAGUCUGAGCUCCAAGAGGCGCUGAACUGGGCCAAGGGGGAGAAGAGAACGCUUCAGCUGGAGAAAGAGCAUCUGGAGCAGGAGUUGCAGGGGCUUCAGCGCAGGAUGGAGGAGAUGAGAAGGGAGACGGAGAGGCUGAGGGACAGACACUGUCCUCCUCACACCCCCAUCGUGCCACCAAGCCCCCCUCUGCACGACAGUGGCCUGAUGAGACCUGCUGGGGGUUCUCCACCCAUGUCUCACCUGAUGACCAGGCCCAACAGGCAGGGAGACAGCAGCAGUCUGCGAGACUCAGAGUGGCAGUUUGGACCCGCGGGCUUCCAGGAGCUGAAGGCCGAGGUGACAGAGGUACCCGCUCCAGAUGGAUCUGAAGAAAACACAGGUUGUGGGGAGUUGGUUUCAGUCGGUGAGCCGGUCACUCACAGGAAGGCCGAGAGCAUUGCAGGUAAAUAUGGGGUUUGGAUGCAGGACCCUGAGGCGGUCUCCCCUUAUGGGCCCAACAUGGUCUGGCGCAUCGACACCAUAGGCUCUGACGUCAGGCAGCUGUUUGGGUACGACGACAUGGAACAACUCUCCAAAGGUUUUCCAUCCAAGGUCCUGCUGUUGCCAGAGCUGGUGGAGAGCACCGGUGCCACUCUGUACCGAGGCUCUCUGUAUUACCAGAGACGUCGCAGCCGCUCCCUCAUCCGCUUCGACCUGGCCUCCGAGAGCAUCGCAGCCCGUCGGGACCUCCCCCACGCCGGCUUCCACGGCCAGUUCCCCUACUCCUGGGGCGGCUACACGGACAUCGACGUGUCUGUGGAUGAGCAGGGCCUGUGGGCCGUCUACUCCACCAGCAAGGCCAAAGGAGCCAUCGUGAUCUCGCAGCUGGACCCGAACAGCCUGGAGGUGAAGAGGAGCUGGGAGACCAACAUCAGGAAGAACUCUGUGGCCAACUCCUUCAUCAUCUGCGGCAAGCUGUACACCGUGGCCAGCUACGCGGCACCCGACACCAUCAUCAACUACAUGUACGACACCACAACCAGCCGGGGGAAGGCCAUGGCCAUCCCCUUUAGGAACAAGUACCGCUACAACAGCAUGAUCGACUACAACGUGGCUCAGAGGAAGCUGUUUGCCUGGGACAACUACCACAUGGUGUCCUAUGACCUAAGGCUGGCUCGCCAGCAGGCCGUCUAACGCCGCCCAUGAGCGACUGGUGAAAAGUGACAUUUGCUCACCCGUUCCUGCUUCAAAGACAGAGCUUUAGAGCAGGGGUCUUAAGUGUCAUUUUUAGGCCAAGGACCCCUUAACUAAGAGAGAUGGAGCAGGGACCCCCACGACAUAUAGGCCUAUUGUACCAAAUUAAGUUUCAUUUUAAACUGGGCCUACUAUAAAGUGUGUUAUGCCUAAAACCUUACACAUAUCUUUUUAGAGCAUAAUAAGCUUUUAAAAUAACUUUUGGCAUUAUUUGAAAAAGCAUUGCAGUGUGAAUCCUUAGGAUUUACUGUCUGUGGCUACCUUCCCUACAGGCUAGUGAGCUCAUCUUCACUGGGUUUUUUUGUGCAAAUAAGCCAAUUUAUAUUCUCUAAUAUGUUGGUUUAUGUUGACAUUUUAGAUUUAUAUAAAAAUAAUAUAUAUCAAAAAAAAAUUGUAUUGGCCCACUGCAGUAAAUCUGAGGACCCCUUGUUAAAGAUCCCUACUUUAGAGUAUAAUGUACUAAAGAGCCUAUCUACCAAUCUCCAAAGUGAAAUGAAGACAUUUGAGAAACAGUGUCCCCCCCCCCCGCAGGUGUUUCUUUUUUUUCUUUAGUGGGUGGCCUUUUGCUGUGGCAGGGCCCACAAAAAUGUUUUUCAGAGGAAUUAUUUUUGUACCGCCUUUAAUUCAGAUGUAUAAUUUUCUUGUUUCCUUGAUUAUAUAUAUAUAUAUAUAUAUAUAUUUUUGAGGACUGAAAGAUGAAGCAUAGUUGCAUUUUUAAGCUUUUUUGCAUCUUUAAGCUAAGAGAGAUAAUUAAUGAAUACAAAUUACUACACAAACCCCCAUAGGACUACAUGCCCUACAGUGUUUCACCAGUCAACAUCUUGUAUUGAGUAAACUACUCCCUCACUCAGCAUGUUUUGAUUAUUGCAUGUACUUGUACACUGUAGUCAACAUGACAUGUUCUAAAUCGUGAAAUAAACUUCUUCCUGAAUUACA